AUGGUCGAUUUUCAGGAGAUAGAGGCGCUGCUCAAAGAAGUUGUCGGUGGCAAGCGACUCUCGGCGUCCAAGAUGACAAAGUUUCAGGAAAUGGCAAUGAAGUCUCUCAAACAUGACACCAAACUCGUCUCUAUGCUCUAUCGAACGCAUAAAUCUCUACCCAAGAGUCAAAAGAUAUCUAGUUUCUACGUUUUUGACGCUCUUGCGAGGGCUGCAAAGCAUCAGGCGAACAAGCACUCGUUGGCAAUAGAAGAGAGACCCAGUGACAAGCCUGGGAACGCGGGUAGCUUUUUGUUCAAACUCGAAGGAAUUCUGGACGGACUGGUAGAGGACAUGAUGACCGUCGGCACUUCCGAGGCCAAUGAAAAGACGCGCAAAGUUCUCGAAAUUUGGAAAAAGGCCAACACGUUCCCUCCUGAUGUAUUGUCUCGGUUACUUCAGAUUGUCGACCAAGGAGGACAAGGUACAACAGCAGAAGCUGCGAGCACGAGCACUCUACCGAUAACAGACAAAACCCAGUCGCAGUCUACCGAGUCUGCGGCCCCGUCAAAUGACCUACCGCCCGCCAUCCUCGCACUUUUGGGUCCUACACUGUCUACAAAUGGAUCUGUAGCAAAUACACUCGGCAGCACACUUGCACCUGCUCCCCAGCCAAACCCGGCGCCUUUAGAACCAUCCCAGCUCGCCCUUUUACAACAAUUGACACAAAAAGUUGCGGCAAUGGCUCCACCACCCGCAGCGUUGGGUACAGCGCCAGCUCUUGGUGGCCGACCAUCGAUCGAUCCGCAGUAUAUGACCAAUACCCCAACAUACGUACCGCAUUCUAAACGAUAUCAAGAAGAAAGAGAAGAUCCUCGACGCCCUCGACCACGGGACCCUCCGGCGAAUGGGGGCCAUGGCGGGAACCGAUACGACCGACCGUUUGAACACAACAAUGACAGUGACACGAGUCGACGAAGAUUUGGUCCCGCUGGUCGGGAUCGAAAUGGUGCGUCGAGUGGGAGCGGAGGUGGUCGAUGGGACCGUCCACCCCCGCCGAGGAGGGACCAGCACAGUCGAUCGCGUUCACGUAGUCCUCCCGCAAGAACAGACCCUCGCAAAAUCCCGAGCCCUACUUCCGCAUCCGUACAAGUUCCGCGCGGCCAGGCGAUUCCGACUUUUACCAGCGUCGAAACACCGUCGAGAGGAGCACAGACGAUGCAGAUGAACACUCUCCAAGGGAAAAAAGAAGCAUUGUCGAGUAUACCGUCCUCGUCUUCGACACUCGCGACGCUCGACGUGAGCAACUUUGACAUGACCUCUGCCGACAGCUGGGCAAAGCUCGGUGCAGCGUUUAAAGCUACGCAUGGACGAGAUGGAACGCAGGAGGAACUCGUGGCCACGCUCAUGGCGCUCCAAAACGGCCUGCCGCCUCCGUCAUUUGGUGGAUCUAUGGGCGGCAUGAACAUGCAAAACGCGUGGCAAGAAACUGCAAAGGGCGCCUAUGCCAAUCAAGUCCCAUAUUGGUCGAAUCCUGCUGCGACCAUUGGCACGUGGGAGACACGAGAGCUCGACGAGGCGAAACAUGGAGGUCGUCAUGUCGGGCAUGGAAGUUAUGACGAUGGGAUAGGGUAUGCAAUUGGCCCUGGGAGAUGGCAGAACAGCGAUGCAGUCGUACUCACCGGAAAUGAUGAUUAUUAA
Serendipita indica DSM 11827 is the source of this 1680-nucleotide messenger RNA. The record is from the annotation of a GenBank genome assembly. NCBI's taxonomy places the organism in Eukaryota, Fungi, Basidiomycota, Agaricomycetes, Sebacinales, Serendipitaceae.